AUUUCGUGCUUCCGCGGGAGCUUUUCGUUUCAAGGUUGAUGAAAUUUACAUGAGAAGCUUACAGAGCUCAGCUUCUUCGUCUCUCUCCACUGAGGCAAUCGAAGGUCACUACGCUGGACGCGACUUCAGUGAUGCCAUGGCAAUCCUCCAGAACUCAAAUCCUCUAAUGAAUCUUCUGGUUCAGAUUGUUGCAUAUCCAAAUGAACAGAGAAAAGGUAUUGGCCCAAGCUAGGGUUUCUUGAUUCAUUAAAGAAAUUCACGCCAAGGUUCUUCUCUCAAUUUAGGGCUUUUAAUUUGAUAGAAAUCUCUUUGAAUUUCUUUUUUUUUCUUUCUUUUUGAAGAAAUUUAUCAGAUUAAUUUGUUUCCAGAAAAGAUGCAAGUCACUAGAAUAAACAACAGCAGCCUUCUUCGUUCUCCCUUUCUGGAUGCACAGCCUCGUACUAACUGUGUAUGCAAAUUUUUCUGUUAUUCCAGCUGCGCCUUUGGAAUAUUGAGGUUUCUUAUUUAUUUGGUAAAAUGUUGUUCUUUUGCUUCCUCCUUUUUUUUUUCUUUUUUCUUUUGGGUGUGAUUUCAGAACUGCUUUGCUUUAUUAGAUAAUCCAUUUAGCUGCUUUGGUGUUAUUGGGCAAUUUUUAUCUUUUGGUAUGCUAAUAACAACAGGUGAGUUAGUUAGCAAUUUAUUUGCCGUAAAAUUUCAUCAGAUAGUGUGUUUUUGGGUAAAAUUUCAUCAUUGCCAACUCACUGGUUGGCUACUCUUUUUGAUGAUCCAGGAUUGUUUCAAGUACUUAGAUUGAACAUUAUUUAUUAAAACAGAGCAUUUGGA
Rubroshorea leprosula is the source of this 822-nucleotide messenger RNA. The record is from the annotation of a GenBank genome assembly. NCBI's taxonomy places the organism in Eukaryota, Viridiplantae, Streptophyta, Magnoliopsida, Malvales, Dipterocarpaceae.